Molecule: messenger RNA, 2937 nt
Organism: Chiloscyllium plagiosum (whitespotted bambooshark)
Lineage: Eukaryota; Metazoa; Chordata; Chondrichthyes; Orectolobiformes; Hemiscylliidae
Cellular component (GO): extracellular region
Molecular function (GO): chitin binding
Source: RefSeq, a predicted model, not a curated record
UCCUAACAACGAUUUUUUUCCAUCCUAACCAUUAAUUUCUACCUCUGGGCGAAGGAGCUUCCACAGAAAUCUAAGCUUGUAAUUUGAGUGACUGUGCAUUUCUACUUGACUCCUAGUAAACUAACACCUAUUUUGCAUAUUAAAAAAAUGUAGGAGAUUGAACUCCCUAAUAUAUACCCAAAGGACAUCCAGAUAAAGCAGAAACCAGUGCUGAGAACUUACUGAAGAUGGGAGCUCUGCAUUUUUGUUCAGGGGUUCUCAUCCUGAUGCUACUGGGACAACUGGGCUCCUGUGCACCAAUUGUAUCGUUUUGUGAUGACAAAGAAAUUGGGGUAUACGUGGAUCCAAAUGACAUUUCCAGUUUCUAUCAAUGCAUGGGGAACAUAACUAUCUACAGCACCUGCCAAAAUAACCUGAUCUUUGACAUACAGAAAAUGUGGUGUGUUCACCCACCAACUGUCUUACCAACAAAGAGCACAACAGAAGCACUACAGACUCCAAAACCUACUUUGCAGCCCACAGCAACCAUUUCAAAGGCGCCAACAACCACAACCCCGGCUCCAGUAGUCACUACAAAGGCUCCAGUAGUCACCACGAAGGCUCCAGUAGCCACCACAAAGGCUCCAGAAGUCACCACAAAAGCCCCAACAGCCACCACAAAGGCUCCAGUCAUCACUACGAAGGUUCCAGUCAUCACUACGAAGGCUCCAGUCAUCACUACGAAGGCUCCAGUCAUCACCUCACAUACAACAGUAUCCAUCUCAGGAAAUUUAUCCUUUUGCAAUGGGAAACUUAAUGGAUUCUAUGAAGAUCCGCAGGACAACACCAGUUACUAUUUCUGUCUGUCAGAAAAAACGCAACAUCUCGCUUGUGAACCCAAUUUAGUCUUUACUAUGAUGGUUGUUGCAUGUGUGCAUCCAACGUUGCUACCAAUCUUAGUCUCAACCACAGCGACAACAACAAAGAAGACCCCAACAACUUCAAGGGAGACCACUAUAAUGACAACGGAGGCCCCAACAACAAUAAAGAUGACUAUAUUGACAACAGAGGCACCAGCAACAAAGGAAACUACAAUAAUUACAACAGAGGCUCCAACAAUAAAGACCACCAUAAUGACAACCCAAGUCCCAACAACAACAGAGGCCACAACAACAAUGGCAACUGUAAUGACAACAGAGGCCCCAACUACAGAGGCCCCAACAACAAUGGCAACUGUAAUGACAACAGAGGCCCCAACUACAGAGGCCCCAACAACGACAACUGUAAUGACAACAGAGGCUCCAACAACAACAACUGUGAUGACAACAGAGGCCCCAACAACAACAACUGUAAUGACAACAGAGGCCCCAACAACAGAGGUCCCAACAACAACUGUAAUGACAACAGAGGCCCCAACAACAACAACAACUGUGAUGACAACAGAGGCGCCAACAACAGAGGCCCCAACAACAACAACUGUAAUGACAACAGAGGCUCCAACAACAACGACAACUGUAAUGACAACAGAGGCUCCAACAACAGAGGCUCCAACAACAACGACAACUGUAAUGACAACAGAGGCCCCAACAACAACGACAACUGUGUUGACAACAGAAGCCCCAACAACAACAAAGACCACUAUAAUGACAACAGAGGCCCCAGCAACAACAGAGGUCCCAACAACAACAAAGACUACCAAAGUAACAACAAAGGCUCCAACAUCAAGUGUGACCCCUUUCACAAUCAAGGAAACCUCUGCAGUGACAAAGGCAUCAACAGUGGCUCCUUCAACAAUUGGGAAUGUCACAACAGCCACUCCAGGUCCCAGUAUUGUGGAUCCAGACUUCUGCCAAAAGAAGAAUAAUGGAUAUUUUCCUGAUCCAGCGGAUAGGUUUCACUUCUAUCAAUGUGCAUUUGGUCAAACAUUCCACUUGUCAUGUCCAGACCCACUGGUUUUCAAUCCAAUACUGAGGGUGUGUGACUGGCAAACUAUUGAUCCAAAAGACGUUUUUAAUAUGACAUUCUGCAGAGAUAAAGCAGAUGGAAACUAUGUUGAUCCUAUUAAUCCCAAUAUGUACUACCAAUGUGUUGGAGGAAUAACUUACCACGGGGCUUGCCAGACUGGUUUGGUUUAUGAUGCAGUAUCAGAUGCCUGUGUCUGGCCAUAUAGUACCCCAACAACAGCACUGCCACAGCUUACUACACAAGGAUUCACCAUGGCAACCACCACUAGAAGGCCAAACCUCUGCUGUGGGAAAGACGAUGGGUUAUAUCCAAAUCCAAAGGAUGAAUCUAGCUUUCUUCAGUGUGCAUCAGAAAUUACAUUCUAUAUGUCAUGUCCUACUUCUUUGGUUUUCAACCCAGAAACAAAAGUGUGCGACAGGCCCUAAGAGCUCCAAGUAGCAUAAGGACAGGAUAUCUUGGCCCUCCCUUGACUCGGUGUUAUGACUUCAAUUAUCUGCAGUUGGAAAUCUGACAUCACCUCUUCUAGAGCUUUUUAAGGACAUCUCUGUUAAUAUGGACUAUUCUAACUCUUAUAGGAUUCUCCGAUUAAUGAAGGGAGCGUCUGAUAUGGCUCCUGAAUGCAUCUUCUUGAACUUUCUAUUCAGAGAUUAUAAUUAAGUAACUUGUUCACUUCCUGUCUAAUUAUGUCUGACUUUGGAAUCUUGGUGUUAUGCAUCACAAAGGUUGAUCUAAAUCUCAAUAUCAAUUAUGUUAGAUAAGACAGUAUGCAGUAGGAAGGUUAACCAAGCACAUCUUUCCAAUUUAGUUGAACUCAGAACUACAAAUAGCCCAUCAAUUGGGUAAUUAUUCCUGUGGCUCCAUAUGCCACAUGUUUUGUGCAACUUUGCAACUGACAUGUUUGGGUUUGAUGAUUGAAGAUCUGUCUAUGAUAGUAAGCUGAUUAAUCUGAAAACUAUAUUCAAAUAAAAGAUUAGUAAUUGCUGUAAUGUGUUU